Molecule: messenger RNA, 1828 nt
Organism: Symsagittifera roscoffensis
Lineage: Eukaryota; Metazoa; Xenacoelomorpha; Acoela; Convolutidae
Exons: 5
Coding region: 49-1755 (568 amino acids)
Source: RefSeq, a predicted model, not a curated record
UAAUACUGCAGUUGAAAAGUUACAAACAACAUAUUUUCAGAAGUGGCAAUGGGUGUACCGAAAACAGAGGUCCAAAAAUCCGAUAAAACUGGCAAAACAACAACUCCCGCCUCCAAAAUGCGGAGGGGAAAGAAAAAAGUCGGGCAACCACUUGACCCGGCCCUCCAAAAAAUUCUACACAGAGAAACGGUGACAAACAACGAAGCAGUUGCUUCAAGUCCGUCUAAAAUGUCGAACAAAUCGAAUUUAACCGAGGAAGCUAUUGAUGAAAUUCUCAACAGAUUAGCGACAUGUGAAAAUUCGAUUGAUAAAAGUGAUUUGUUCAUUUUGUUUAAACUUGAAAGCUGGAAAAUUUUGUCGAGAAAUUUGGACCGAAAUUCUGAAGUUCUAGCUAAUGUAAUCAAGUCGUUGUCUUCUGGUCUUAUACUUAAUAUCGUACCAAAGCUUAUGGUAGAUUUACUUACUAAAUUUCAGUCAACUGAAGAAAACUCUGACUCGGCGAAACUGUUGCAAAAUUGUCUGAAGGUUUUAUGUGAGAAUAGUGAAAGUAGAAAGGAGUUCUUUCAGUCGUUUGAAAGUCAUUUGUUUAAAUUUGUGGAUUCGCCCGUUGAGAUGCACGCGAGUUUGAUCGAGAAUCUGUCUGUCGUUGGAAAUGAGUCGCAAGGACCAUUCAAAGAAAGUACUCGAAGUCUUAUUCUGUCAAUGCUUACUAAACUCGAAUCAAAACUACACUUCAAAAAGACCUCAGUCGUACCCGCCAUUGAAGUCUACAUGAACUACCUUUGCAAAGACAUCCUGAACAAAUUGGACCCUAGAUCAGACGGAAAAAUAAACCCGACAGAAGCGAAAGUGACCUUCUCGCAACUAUGUCGGAAACUGAAAGACUUCGUGUACGAUAACAGAAUAAAGUAUAUUCCGUUUGUUUAUGUAACAGCAGCUUCGAUUCAUUCGUCGUUCGCGGAACAUUUAGUCCGAGUAUUGUGGGAUUCGUUCAAGUUGGACCAUUCGUUGAUGUGUUUGCAUUGGCUCGUCAGUUUCGUCUGUGAUACCAAUUUAGUGCCGUUGCCAUUGGUGAAAGACGUGAUGCGACAUAUUUCAUUAUUCAUGUGUAAACUAAUGAAGAAAGAGUGCUUCUCUGCUGUGCGAGGGGGAAGGAAGCGCUCUUCUGUUGGUCUUCUGACGAAACAAGAGGAAACUUCUUCAGAAGAGUUUGUGGUUAAGCAGGCCUUUGUGUAUGCGUUUUAUGCUUUGACAGCCUUGCUGGUUCAAUUCGAUCACGAACUGACAGAAUCCGAACUGCAACUGGCCUUCGUGAAGAGUCUCCGAUUCGACAAGUUUAUCUGCAGCAAGCUACAGCCUCUGGCUCUCAUUCCGAAUGAACUCAGCAAACAGUUCAUGUCUAUAGCAGAGUCUCAUUCCAAUUUGUUUCCCAAUAUGCGAUGUUUCAGCACCGUCAGCUCCUCUAUUCCCGAUGAUGAGAAGAAAGAUCUGAGAGUCAAGCUACGCCGAAUAUUCCAGACUGAAUUCGACCUCGAACAGUCCAAAUGGGCUGUCGAACCUUUCUUGAGAUCAACGCCUGAUAAAAAAGAUGAAGUGAAAAAGGAAACCAUAUCAGCUGAAGCAAGCAUGAUCAAAUCAAAUGACCUUGAUAACGAGUGUGAACAUGCGAUGGAUUUAGAGGAUUUAGAUGAACUUCAUUUGUAUCAAAAAUUGAAUUCUGCCUCUGUGAAAGUCAUUUCAGAUUGGUUAAUUUGAACUUGAUUCUCUUAAACUCUUCGAUGAAAAUUGUUCAAUGAAAGCGAAUUAGUAAAAUUGAAGUUUACGAGAA